AUGAGGGAUCGGCAGGUGACAGGACGGUUGCAUGCCUGUCCUCAAUCUGAAGCUGCCCUGCAUAGAUUCAGGAGGAAGCGGGUGGAAUCAGCUUAACCUCUUCUCUUUUUCUCCUUAAUUUUCACCUUUAUUCUCUCUUUCUUUUCACACUGGAAGAAGAGGACACCGGAGUGUAUUUGUUUUUCUUCUGUUUUCUCAAACUCUAAAAAUAUUUCAAGUGGCUUCAGGAUAGUUGCUAGGUGAAACAGGAAAGCUACUAAAUGCAGCAUGGGGUCUCAUGAGUCAUACAAUUUCGUCUUCAAAGUGGUUUUAAUAGGAGAGUCUGGCGUAGGAAAGAGCAACCUUCUGUCUCGCUUCACUAAGAAUGAGUUUAAUCAUGACAGUCGCACCACUAUCGGCGUGGAGUUCAGCACGCGGACCGUACAGCUGGAGAACUACACCAUCAAGGCCCAAAUCUGGGACACAGCCGGGCUGGAGCGCUACAGGGCUAUCACCUCAGCGUAUUACAGGGGAGCAGUAGGAGCUCUGUUGGUUUACGACAUUAGCAAGCACCUGACCUACGAGAGUGCGGAUCGAUGGUUGAAAGAGCUGUUCGACCAUGCAGACCCUCACAUCGUGGUCAUGCUGGUGGGAAACAAGAGAGACCUGGAGAACCUCAGGACCGUUCCUAUAGAGGAAGCCAAAGACUUUGCAGAGAAGAGAGGUCUCAUGUACAUGGAGACGUCAGCGUUGGACUCCACUAAUGUCGAGCAUGCUUUCAAUGAAGUCCUCACAGCCAUCCACAAGAAGGUGGCCAGCAGAGAGGUGACCCGUGGCUCCAUCAGUGCUGUAACCCUGUCCAACCCCCUCGGGCUCGGCGAUGAGCAGGAAGAGCGCAGAGGCUGCUGCAAGAGCUCCUAACAGACUGCUGCCCCGUUAAGAUCUGACCGCAAUGAACACACAAAACGCUUGACUGCCUUUGAAGCUUAAGCUUGAAAUCCUUCACAGCCCAUUUGAAGAGCGAGGUACUUGCUUGACACCAAGCUGUCAGUGUACAAACUUCCUCAAUAACAAAACUCUACAGAAUAUUCCGCAAAUAUUGAGAAAAUCCUUAUUUUAUACAUAACAUUUUAUUUUAUAUACUGCUUGUGGUGGCUAAUGGGUACGUUUUACUACAGAUAGCUGUUCAAUUUUGUUUUCCCUAUCCUCAUGUUUUUAAAGAGGCUUUGUAAAGUUGUUUUGCUUUUAUGAAGAAAUGCACUGGGAUUCCCUUGGAAUAAAUUAUUUAUGGUAUUCUGUCUGCAUGUAAUUACCGCACAAAGACAUUAGACACUUUAUCUUAACUAGAUGUGGGAAUAGGAGAGGGGGCUGAUGUGAGAUAAAGACAAAGUCAGAAGCUUUACUUUAAUAAAAGUUGUGAUUCCCCAA
Eleginops maclovinus (Patagonian blennie) is the source of this 1407-nucleotide messenger RNA. RefSeq names its product ras-related protein Rab-25-like. The transcript has 5 exons. Bases 268 to 900 code for a protein of 210 amino acids. Gene Ontology annotation, cellular component: recycling endosome; Golgi apparatus. The record is from RefSeq and is a predicted model, not a curated record. Lineage: Eukaryota; Metazoa; Chordata; Actinopteri; Perciformes; Eleginopidae. Gene Ontology annotation, molecular function: GTPase activity; GTP binding. Gene Ontology annotation, biological process: exocytosis.